GACAGCUGUGGGUAAGUGGCCCCAGGCUCUGGGAGGGAGCUUGGGCAACCCUUGUGGGCUUCACUGGAGGGGGCCUGCUUGUCCCCCAUGGCCACCCCACAGGUUCUUGAAGGCCGUCUGGGAGGCUCAGCUCCUUGCCAGCUCCCGGGCUGCCGGCACAACUGGUCCACGGGCUGAAGCAGAAAGCGGGGCGAGGGGAGCGGGCGCACGCCCCACGGGUUUCCUCGGCCCUUCUGGCCAUGCCGUGUGGGGAGGGAAGACAGCUGGCCUUCAGCCGCAACGGCGCAAGCCAUCCAGCAGCACAGUAAGGAGUUUCUGGUUACAGAGGGAGCUGCGGCCUUCGGCCCAUGGCUUUGCACUACGGCAUGUCGCGCGUCGUGGGUGGCACAGAUGCCCAGCCAGGGGCCUGGCCCUGGAUCGUCAGCAUCCAGGCUCUCUUGGAAGGAGGCACGGCGCACAUCUGCGGGGGCUCCCUCAUCAGCCCACAGUGGGUCCUCACAGCAGCCCACUGCUUCAUCGAGGUCAGGUACAUCACCGCCUUGCGCGUGGUGCUCGGUGUCACCCAGCUGACUCAGCUGGGCCCUGAGGCUCAGGUGCGCAACGUCAGGCAGCUGCUGGUUCACCAGCACUACAGGAAUGUCACGCAGAGGAACGACAUUGCCUUGCUGGAACUGGACCAGCCUGUCCAGUGCAACAGCUACGUACAGCUUGCCUGUGUGCCUGACGCCUCGCUGAGAGUCUCAGAGCUGACAGCCUGCUACGUCAGUGGCUGGGGUGCCAGGAAUGCAAGAGGUGAGUUGCCAAAACCUACAUCGGCAUACGCGCUGCAGGAGGCCCAGGUCCACCUCAUCGAUGCCAGGGUCUGUAACAGCAGUGGGUGGUACAGAGGGGCCAUCCACACCCACAACAUCUGUGCUGGCUACCCGCAGGGCGGCAUCGACACCUGCCAGGGGGACAGCGGUGGGCCUCUCGUGUGCCAAGACAAGCGCGCGGACUACUUCUGGCUUGUUGGUGUGACCAGCUGGGGGACGGGCUGUGCGAGAGCAAGGAAGCCCGGCGUCUACACCUCCACCCAGCACUUCUACGACUGGAUCCUGGCGCAGAUGGGCCUGCGCCCAGCAGUAACGACUACUGCAAGGCCACAGCCGGUCUUCACCUACACCCCCGUCCAGAGGCCAAGGCCAAGGCCAAGGCCAACAGAAGCGGGCAGGUUUACACCCUGCCCGUUUCCAGUCCAGAAGCUGCUGGACUUCUUUACUCGGCUGCAGGAGCUCCUGCAGUACCUAAGGGGGAAACAGCUUGGAGCAGCACGAUGAAGAGGGUCCAGGGCAGGCUGCAGCGCACCACCACCGCUUCCCGCUGGGGCAAUGCCUGCUGAAGCAAAGGCAACCUCCGUGUCAAAGGCCUGCUCUGUCCUGCCCGCGCUCCUCGCAAGGGCAGAAUGAAGCUGGCUGACUUCUCGCAAUAAAGUGUUUCUGUCUGCACGGCUAACCACGCGCCAGUCCACUUCAGUCUCCUGUGCAAGGCAAGGACGUCCGCGCCCGGCACCUGCCGAAGGAGGCGGGCUGCCACGUCGGGCACAAAGGGUCACUGCAAAGGGCUGAAGCUCUGCCCGCUCUGAGAGAAGCAUGAGGACAGAGUGGAAGAAGGGAAGGCAGGUCAUUGCAGGGCUCGGGGCCUUGGGGGUGGCACCUGGAAGCAGAGAAUGCCUUAGGCCGGCUCCUGGUGGGAACCCCGGGUGCUU
Messenger RNA from Falco peregrinus (peregrine falcon), 1744 nucleotides. Its product is annotated as acrosin-like. The transcript is spliced from 4 exons. Gene Ontology annotation, biological process: acrosome reaction; proteolysis. The record is from RefSeq and is a predicted model, not a curated record. Bases 348 to 1316 code for a protein of 322 amino acids. Lineage: Eukaryota; Metazoa; Chordata; Aves; Falconiformes; Falconidae. Gene Ontology annotation, molecular function: serine-type endopeptidase activity.